Molecule: messenger RNA, 928 nt
Organism: Dreissena polymorpha
Lineage: Eukaryota; Metazoa; Mollusca; Bivalvia; Myida; Dreissenidae
Product: metallothionein
Exons: 3
Coding region: 142-363 (73 amino acids)
Molecular function (GO): metal ion binding
Source: RefSeq, a predicted model, not a curated record
AAUCAUGGCUGUGGGUCCGUGUGCAAAUACCAUUCAGUAUAUUAUUACGACGUGUGCUGUGUGUAAUACCAGAGCGAUUUUGCUAAUCGAAUACUUUACAUCUACGUCCAGACUCCGACAACCUGACUUUACGCAUUCAACAUGAGUGAUCCAUGCAACUGCGUUGAAACCGGUGAUUGCCGUUGCGCCGAUGGGAGCUGCAGCGACUGUUCCAACUGCAAGUGUGGCGACAGCUGUAAGUGCAGCAAACCCAACUGUUGUGGCAAGAAUGUGACAUGCAAAUGUGGAGAAAACUGUCAGUGCGGCGUGGGAUGCACUGGGCCAGAUUCGUGCACAUGUGACAGCGGCUGCUCUUGCAAGUGAUGGGAUGGUGUCACACAGUUACAGCGGCAAAUGUCAACACUGAUGAUGAUGUCAUUUGUUGAUAUUCCACGUUAUACAAUCCGCCGCUGCAUUUCUUCAGAUUUUCGUUGGUGGUUCAGGAAUAUUCAGAAAUAUACCUACUAAGGGCACUGUCCUGAUUUGUUUAGUAUUGUCUUCAUUAUUGCCCAAUAUUUAUGAGUUACUUGAGUUUAUAAUUAUUUCUCUGAAUAAAUACAUGUUAAACUAAUUCAAAAUAGAAUAUAAACAAGAAUUUUAUUUUCAUAUAUUUGAAAACAAUUAUUAUUGUAGUAGUUUAAUAACAUCUGUUAUCUCUAAGCAUUUAUUUUAUAACAAUCAGUCAAAGCAAUACGUGAAAUUUAUUUUGAAACUCUUGAUUAGAUUUACCAUGCUAGGUCAUUUCUAUUUUGACAAUGAAUUUCUGUGCUGUGUAGCUGUGUGACUUAAAAAAUAUCACUUUGUCACUUGAUUUUUUUAUAAUUUUAUGUUGUUUUUUUUAGCAUUAUUAGGUUCUGAUGUACAAAAUAAAACAAAGAAACUAAUUAAA